Molecule: messenger RNA, 1917 nt
Organism: Microthlaspi erraticum
Lineage: Eukaryota; Viridiplantae; Streptophyta; Magnoliopsida; Brassicales; Brassicaceae
Source: the annotation of a GenBank genome assembly
AUGGCGAAAAAUACACUAGCAAUCUGUCUGAUGUUUCUAGUAGCAUCAAGUGUGGUCUAUGAGGCGCAAGGGACAUUCCUUUUAAAGAUGUAUUUGAAGAGGAAGCUUUUCCCGAGAAGGUGCGUCGACUUCACACCUUUCGCAUGCAAAGGUAUGUUGAUGCUGGCGAGCAACCUUGAAGGUGGAUGUCCGGCGACUAGAGAGUUCAAGAAUUUUUUUGUACAGUUCAAGUCGUACAUGUCCUUCAUCAGCUCCGUACAGGUCUCAUCAUCGAAAUCCAUCGAUGUUGAUUUGACAUCGAGAUGCGAGCUGCUCUCCAAGGCUAUGACUCUAUUGAAUGGUGCACAAUCAUCGAGUGACGAUUUCAAAAUGACCAUGUUGUCAAUGGGAAAGACUAUGGUGGAGCAGAAGAAGAGAGGUUCAAUGAUAAUGACAAUUUCUCAAAGGAAAGAGUUGGUCAUCUCUAUGGUGAAAUGGACUCGACUGGUCGCUACAUUGAUGAAGACAGCUGCCGAGAAGAAAGGAAAGUCCAUCGAUAUAUCAUCUUACGGACUCGACGUCGAUGUUAAUGCCAGUGUUGGAAGCUCGAGUGAAGCUUCUUCAUCCUCCCAAACCGAAAGCCAAAACACCGGAAGCCAAAACACCGGAAGCCAGAACACCGGAAGCCAAAACACCGGUUCCUCUUCCACAAGCCAGGGAUCAUCAGGAAGUGCCACAUCCAGCAGACAAGGAAGCCAGAGUUCCACUAACGGUGGAGCUGCUUCCUACAGUGGAGGUGGAAGUGGAAGCACUUACCAAGACACUACCGGUGGAUCAGGUUCGGGAAGCCCCAGUGGAAGUAGCCCGAGUGGAAGUCCCACCCCGAGUGGAAGUAGCCCGAGUGGAAGUCCCACCGGAAGCCCAAGUGGCUCAGCUUCUGAUAGUGGCUCAGCUUCUGCUAGUGGCUCAGCUUCUGCUAGUGGUGAAACCUCUGUGAAAGGAAGCGCUUCCAAGACCAAGGAAUCCAAAUCCGAAAGCAAAGGUGCAGCUUCUUCUGAGAGCAAACAAUCCAGCUCUGGAUCUUCGAGCCAAAGCGGAGGUGGAACCACAUACUCAGACACUACUGGUGCAACUUCUGGCAGCCCUAGUGGAAGUCCCACCGAAAGUCCCUCUGGAAGUCCCUCCGGAAGCCCAUCUGGCUCAGCUUCUCUUAGUGGUGAAACCUCCGUGAAAGGAAGCGCUGAAAGCAAAAGUGCAGCCUCUAGCGAAAGCAAAGGUGCAGCCUCCAGCGAAAGCAAAGGUGCAGCCGAGACCGAGAGCAAAGGUGCAGCUUCCACCGAAAGCAAAGGUGCAGCCGAGACCGAGAGCAAAGGUGCAGCCGUGACCGAGAGCCAAGGUGCAGCUUCCAGUACAACUAGUAGUAGUUCAUCAUCCACUUCAUCGGUGAAACAAGUCGAGACUGAAACUUCGAAAGAAGUUAUGUCAUUCAUAUCGGGACUCGAGCAGAAGUAUGCAUCAAAGGCAGAACUCAAGGUCUUCUUCGAGAAACUGAAGACUUCUAUGUCUGCUUCCUCCAAGAUUUCCACCACCGACACAAACAGCUUCCUCUCUGGAAUGAGAUCUGCUGUUGGGACACUAUCCCAAGCGAUGGGUUCCGUGCGUUCAAAGGCUACCAAAGAGGAGUCGAAGUCCAGCAUGCAGAGUAGCGAACAACAAGUGAUAAAGACUCUCAAAGAACUAGAAGACGUUAACAGUAAAAUCGUGAGCCAGAGUCAAGGCAAGACAGUGUCGUCGACACAACAGACAGAGCUUAAGCAGACACUCACUAAAUUCGAACAAGUCACGACCCAAUAUGUGGAGACUGCUGCUUCUUCAAGUUCAUCUUCAUCUUCGUCUCAGCAAGGCAUGGCGAUGAAGUCCCAGAGCCAGGCCAGUUAA